AUGCAAUACGAACAAGGAAGCGAAAAAGUGAAUAUGAUAGGUGCUCCUAGCAUCACACCUGUUUCUAAACCAUUACCAGUGACUCACGAUCGUGAAGUACAACGAGCUCGUAGAGUCCUUCUGAUUAUACUUGGCGUGUGUCUCUUUGCUUGGCUGGGCAUAAUUUCACUUAUUGUUCUUGCUAUUACAAUUAUUGUUUUCUUAUUUAUUGGUGUUGCAGCUGUAACUGCCGGAAGCACAAAUGAUGAUCAUAUGAGCAAAGCUCUUAUGAUUGGUGCAUCAUUACUAUUCUUCAUCGUUGCUGUUGUUGUAAUAGUUGCUUUUAUUCUUACAAUUGUUAUUGUAAAAUUUGCUUUCAAAUUGGCCAGACUUAUUGAUGCCAAGCAAACUAUAGCCAUUCAACGAAGCUAA
This is a messenger RNA of Rotaria sp. Silwood2, 411 nucleotides long. Lineage: Eukaryota; Metazoa; Rotifera; Eurotatoria; Philodinida; Philodinidae. The record is from the annotation of a GenBank genome assembly.